GAGAUAAAAUGUCAGUUGCAGUAAUGUCAUCCCAUGUAUCGAAGAUAUUUUUUCAUGUGGAGAUUCGCAAUCAGGCAAUUAUGUAUAUUUUUCGUCAUUCUUAACAUUAUUUCAAUUGUUUUCCUCCCUAAUAGUGAUGACCUCCCAAAUAAUUUCAGUACAGUACAGACAGAAAAUACGUCUACUUCAAAUUUGAAACUCCCUUUGAAAUUAUCGAAACCUAUCCACAUCACAACACUUGGGGACUUGUAUAAACGAGGAUAUUUUUAUGAGAACUCAAGACUUUGUCCAGGAGAAGGAAUAAAUAUUAAAGUUUUCAUAACUAUUUUUUCCAGCCCUACAAACAAAGAAAAUCGAAAAAUUAUACGAAUGACAUGGGGUCACUUCUCAAAACGCAGUGAUGUAGCCUUAGGUUUUUUGAUUGGAUCGUUCAAUAAUGAUACGUUAAGAAUAAAAUUGAAACAGGAACAACAUCUAUAUGGUGACAUAAUCCAAACCAAAUGUUUGGACUCUUAUGAAAACUUAACAUACAAAACGUUAUCAAUGUUAGAUUGGGUGAACCAAUUCUGUCCAAAAUCGAAAUUCAUUCUGAAAACUGAUGAUGACAUGUUCAUAAAUGUUUUGAAACUUCUUGACUUGAUUGAAACUAUACCAAAUGGAAAUUUUGCAAUGUAUGGAAAGAUUAUAGACAGAAUGACACGCUUUAAGGAUAAAAAUUGGAAGCAUUACUUGCCCACGGCUCAAUAUCCUCAUGAUGUUCUUCCAACGUAUCUUUGUGGUCCAGCAUACUUAAUUCCAGUUCACAUAGCUCAACUUUUACUUAAUGAGUCAUUGUCCCGACCACCUUUUAGACUUGAAGAUGUAUUCAUUAGUGGUAUAGUAGCGAAAAAAUUGAAAAUAAAAUUAGUACAUAUUUCUGGGUUCUACAAUUUUCAUAUGAAUAUUAAAGAAUGCAAUGCUCAAAAUCGAAUAAGUCUGCAUAAUAUGAACCAAGAUGAACAACUGCAAAUAUGGAAAAAUAUACACAAUCCUUUUAUAAGAUGCGGUUUACAAAAACUGAUACUGUUUUAAGUUCAGCAAAAAAAUAACACUACUGAGCUAUCUACUGUAUAUUUUCAGCAAUAAAACAGGUUGUUUUGUAUCA
This is a messenger RNA of Harmonia axyridis, 1144 nucleotides long. Its product is annotated as beta-1,3-galactosyltransferase 1-like. The transcript has a single exon. Gene Ontology annotation, cellular component: membrane. The coding region runs from base 34 to 1071 and encodes 345 amino acids. The record is from RefSeq and is a predicted model, not a curated record. Gene Ontology annotation, molecular function: hexosyltransferase activity. Lineage: Eukaryota; Metazoa; Arthropoda; Insecta; Coleoptera; Coccinellidae.